This is a messenger RNA of Misgurnus anguillicaudatus (oriental weatherfish), 2448 nucleotides long. RefSeq names its product chromosome 9 C5orf15 homolog (gene c9h5orf15). Lineage: Eukaryota; Metazoa; Chordata; Actinopteri; Cypriniformes; Cobitidae. The record is from RefSeq and is a predicted model, not a curated record.
GUAACACACGUAAUUUUGAACGCAACAUAACUAGCGCACUACGCCACGCAUACUGGGCGAAUCCCAAUCGGAAGUGAUCAUCACUAUGCCCUAUUCCCUUCGAAGAUCAGAACUCUUAAUGUGUAAACUUUAGGGUGAGUUGCGCAAUUGUGUUUCAUACUGUGACAGAUCAAAAUACACUUGGCAAACAGAGUAAUGAAAAACAAAGUUAUUUUAUCUUAAUCCGGAGCGACCCCUUCUUGAAGUGCCCUUCAGAGGGGAAAAUAUCCCGUUUUGAACACAUCCAGUAGUUUGACUCUCAGCGCGCAUGCGCACAGAUGAGGAGAACAUCACAGAAGAUGGCGGCUGUGCAUAGAGUAGACGUGAGACGAUCAGCUAUGGGAGUUUUUAUAGUGUUAAUGUCUCUGCAGAUUCUAUCUGUUCGAUGUAAUCCAGUGACAACAUCGGGUAAGAUUAUUCAGGGCAGCAGUGAGCAUCCAACUGAAAACGAGGAAACACCUAAUGUUUCCACCACAAUAAAUGACAGUAAUGUGGAUAAACCGGCUGAGGUGUUGAGUACAACAACAGCAGCUCCUAUUGUUCACAUCAACCUCACCAAAACAAUAUCACCUGCUGCCGCCACCGCUCUGCUUUUACCCUCCACCACAGUCAUCAGUACAACCACUGUGGUGGAUGAAGAACAAGCUUCCCAGAAGGCCAACCCUGUGUCUGCAGACAAACAGCCCACCAUCACCAUCCCUGAUGAAACUAAAGAAGAGGAUUACAUGGACGAUAUUACCCCAGGACCUAACAUUGGAGAUGAAGACAUUAACGAUGAUGACGGCGAUGACGACCAAGAUAACUAUAUUAUCUCGGCCACUCAGGGUAAUGAGAGGAAUCUUCAUAAUGGCCCUGACAUAGAUGUUCACAUAGACACAACAGUCUACACACCUCGGGAUGAAGAUUCACAUUUCUUCUUUCACCUGGUCAUCAUCGCUUUUCUGGUGGCCAUCUUGUACAUCACCUAUCACAACAAGAGAAAGAUCAUGCUAUUGGCUCAGAGUCGUCGCUGGAGGGACGGGAUCUGCUCGCGAGGAGUCGAUUAUCACCGACUUGACCAGAACGUUCAGGAAGCCAUGCCUUCACUCAAGAUGACCAAGGAUUACGUCUUUUGACCGAUUCAAUAGUUUACUGAAGAGAUGCUGAUUUUGUCUACACAUGGUGUCUUAUUUAAUCGGGGGAUGAGAAAUUGGGAUAAUUUACUUUGUGUACUCUGGUAUCAGAUUGUUUUUUAUUUCUGUUGUUUGUUUUCUUUAAAUGCAGAUGUUUCAGAAUUAAUGUUGAAAUUGAUGUUUUUCUAAAUUUCAUUUUAAACCUUUUACACUUAAAGGUGCAGUGUGUACAUUUUAGUGGUGAGGUUGCGAAUUGCAACCAACUGCUCAGUCUACUGCUUACCCAUCGCUUUUGAAACGCAUAGAGAAGCUACGAUAGUCGCCACCAGAAAAAUGUCAACGUCUGAGAUUUUCUUCUGUAGAAACAUGGUGGCACGAAAUGGCGACUUCCAUGUAAGGGGAGCCUCAGUGUAUGUAGAUAAAAACGUCUCAUCCUAAGGUUAUAAAAACAUAACGGUUCAUUAUAAAAAGGUCUUUAUACACCCCUGAUAAUAUAGUUUUGUAUAUUAUUUUGCAUUUCUGUCAAGAGAUCCUCCUAAAAAUUACACACUGCACCUUUAAUUUAAUCUUAAUGUGAAAACAAUCAGAUAAAUACUGUUGAUUUAUUUAAAGAAAGGGGAAUGAGGGUUUGUUUAUGUAAAGAUUAACAUUAUCAUGUUGGCCUGAAGAGACGUGAGGAUUUUUUUCAGCUACGUAAGCGCUGCACACAAAUGUAAAGGCUGUACCUUACAAUGUUGCAAUUUAAAGUCUGCACUAAAACAUAAGUGAUAUAUUGUUUAUUUUGAGUCCAGCACAACAACGGUUUAUUAUUGAUUACCUCUGUGAUGAUGUGAAACUGUGUGUGUUCUGCUCUGCUAAUAGAAAUUAGGACGUUCAAUCUGAGUUUGCUUUGCUAUGCAGCUGUUUUUGGGGCAGGCCCUUCUAUAUUUGUGUUUUGACUUCAGUGAAGUUGUUUUAUAUUGCACACGCUGGCUAGAUGAGCAGCUUCUGUCGUUGCCAAAGUUGUGGAGUUUUUUUUUUUAUUCAUUCCCUUCAGUCAUUGCACAUGUGUUUUUAUGGCAAACACUGUAUAACAGCUGUAGCAAGAACCGCUAAAAUCAUCAAACUGAGUGCAGAAAUAGUCUCUAAUAAUGUAGCCUGACGUUUGUAAUUUAUUUGAGAGGAAGGCAGUUGUUUACUGAAUCAGUGGACUGAAUUCAUUUACGUGAAAGCACAUGAGGGGUUGCAUCUGUGCAUGCAUUAUGUGUGAAGAUAAGUUGCCUCUUCUUCAAUCAAUAAAGCUUAUUCAAACGGGUAA